Molecule: messenger RNA, 2336 nt
Organism: Ictalurus punctatus (channel catfish)
Lineage: Eukaryota; Metazoa; Chordata; Actinopteri; Siluriformes; Ictaluridae
Gene: cacul1
Product: CDK2 associated cullin domain 1
Exons: 8
Coding region: 134-1075 (313 amino acids)
Biological process (GO): ubiquitin-dependent protein catabolic process
Molecular function (GO): ubiquitin protein ligase binding
Source: RefSeq, a predicted model, not a curated record
CGACUCUUAAUGUGUAAUCCCGCAAAAGUCUCUAGAGGUAUGGCAGCAUGCUUCACUGCAGCGUAAUAGGAUUUGUAAACAGUUCAAAAUUUGCUUUGAAAACCUAACUAAACUUCUGCACCUCGCCAGUGAAAUGGAUGAAGGUGGGGUUUUAGAGAUACACGAUGACCGCAAUCACAAUUAUCCUGAAAACCAUGGAAAUGUAUAUUACUUAAACUGUAGCUCACCGAUGCCGAGUGAAGCCAAUUGUAUUCCAGCCGCUGUCGAUGUGUGUGAUUGUGCCGAAAAUGCCACACACACCGAUUCCGCUUCAGACAGCGAAGUUGAUUGUGGUGCAAUUAUUACGAGGAGCCUGACAUCUAAUCCCUCUGAAUUUAUGAUGAAUGCAAUGACAGCAGAGGACUACAAAGAAACUUACUGGCCAAGGCUGGAAAAAGCAGUUGAACAGCUGCUGACUCAAAGCCCAGUGAAAUAUACAUCUAUCUCCUAUGAGCAGAUUUACAGUCAUGUUUAUAAGUGUGUGUGCCAGCAAUACUCAGAACUUCUCUACAGGGACCUGAUGUGGAAGAUAACAUCUCACUUACAGCAAGUGUGCUUAGACUUGCAAGACAACCGACCUGAAAGUUUUGUUGAAAACUUCAAUCUUGCUUUCACGCAGUACAUGGCUGCAAUUCAGUGCAUCAUUCCUGUGUUCAUUUAUAUGAACAAGUUCUACAUUGAAACUAAGCUGAAUAGAGACUUAAAGGAUGACCUCAUGGACCUUUUCUCAGCUCACGUUGCAGAGAAACAUAUUUGUACAUUAAUAUCUCUUCUUAAGAAAGCCGAUGCCAUUCCAUUUCAAGUUAAACCAUCAACCAUGGCAAGUGUGGUAAAAGGCCUUUAUGCUCUGCGACCAGACUGGGCUCAGCUAGCUCCUGCACUGUUUUCUAGAUUUAUUCCCCAAAUUCACCCACCUGUUUUGGAGUCUGAUCUGCUGCUUUAUGCAGCUCAAGACCGAAAAUUGCAAAUGGAGCUUUCAUUAAAUGGUUUUUCCAGGUGUGACCAAUCACGUAAAAGAGCAAGUGAAGAAUACUGAAAAACCUGCUGGAAAACAUGAAAUAAUACCUCAUACAAGAAAGCUUCCAUAGUACCAGUGAGAGACAUAAGGACCAGGCUAUGUGGGAACUGGGUAUAUAUAAUUACGAAGGUGCAAUCUUCUAUGUAGGACAAAACACUUACUAAUAAAAAAUUAAUAAAUAAAUGUAUGAAAACAAAUAAAUGCAUGCAUGAGCAGAGUACAUAACAGUGCCUUGGUUUAAAAAAGGGGGGGGGGGGGGGCAUGCAAUGAGAGAUAGUUUAGGCUUAAACGUGUGGCCUCUGUAGUUUUAUCUAACCCUCCUAUUAUGUUAUGGGUCAGUUUGACCAAUUUCCACAUUUGAGAUGUCUGAAGUACUGGUUAAUCUCUCUUUUUCUCUUUGAAAUUCUUUGACUUUUCCUCAUUUAGGGUCAUGAACUUGUAUGCAAAUCGUGUUAACUUCUACUCUAAAAAGAAACACACAAGAACAGUACACUUUAUCUAAUCUGACAGAGCAAUGCAUUCACAUACACAGGCUUGAAAGAGAGCCUUGUUGCAUCUCCAAAAAGAGACCUAACAAGUGCUCACAGUAGAGAGAAAGAUGGAACCCCAAUAACAGUCAUUAUUUAGAGACAGCUCCCUUCACAGGUCUAGCUACAUUACCACUAUCCUAAAUAGUGUUAACUCAUAGGCUGCUCACAUUACAACACAAGUAUCUUUUUUGUUGUCUCUGACAAGCCAUAAAGAAAGUUUACUGUUUUAAGCUGUUCUUUGCUGUUUUUUGCGUGUAUGUGAACUUUGGAAGUCAUGUUGACCCAUAACAUAAUGGAUGUAACCAUGUCCUCCAUCAACAUCCUCCAGAAGCUGACAAAUCACAAAUGUUACCAAAUUAUGCCAUGGUGCGAGUCACAGGAAUGAUGCUCAUGUUUCUGCCCUAAUUUUGAUUCAUUUUCAUUGAAAGCUUGAGGGGUGAGUAAUAUGGCAAAAUUAUCAUAUCAUAAUACACAUAGAAAGAAGGUUUUUUUGUUUGGUUGGUUUUUUGUUGUUAAAAUGUGUUAAACUGUAUUUUAUGUCUAACAAAAAAAAUGUAACACUGUAAAGGGAUAAACAAUAUAAUGGGAAUUGUUUUGUAUUUAACCACUUCUAGUUUUCACUGGCUGCGUGUGUGUACGUACAGGUGCAUCUCAAAACAUUUUAGUAUUGUGGACAAGUUCUUUUUUUUCUGUAAUUUAAUUCAAAAGGUGGAGCUUCAAUUCAUUACACAUAAAGUGAAAUAUUUCAA